Molecule: messenger RNA, 378 nt
Organism: Brenthis ino (lesser marbled fritillary)
Lineage: Eukaryota; Metazoa; Arthropoda; Insecta; Lepidoptera; Nymphalidae
Source: the annotation of a GenBank genome assembly
AUGAAGACUAUAGUGUUGUUCGCACUAUUUGUGUUCGCGGCCGCCGACAUCGAGUACUACACUUCUCUUAACGAUAAACUGGACAUUGAAGCUCUUGUCAGUAAUGUUACCACAUUGAAAAGCUAUAUGGACUGCUUCCUUGAUAGAAAACCGUGCUCAGACAUUCUUAUACAUUAUAAACGUAUAACGUCUGAAUGUAUGGAACAAGCCUGCAUGCGAUGCACUCCGAGUCAAAAGAACAGAUACUGGCGAUUCCUUGAAGGAGUCAGGCUUCUGCUUCCCGAAGAUUACGAAAACUAUAAAAAGCACUAUGACCCAGAUAACAAAUACUUCGAUGCCUUGUUAAGGGAAUUAUCUAAAUAUAAAGACGGUGUUUAU